This is a messenger RNA of Sphaerodactylus townsendi, 5479 nucleotides long. RefSeq names its product TATA-box binding protein associated factor 1 (gene TAF1). Gene Ontology annotation, biological process: transcription by RNA polymerase II; RNA polymerase II preinitiation complex assembly; DNA-templated transcription initiation. Gene Ontology annotation, molecular function: RNA polymerase II general transcription initiation factor binding; TBP-class protein binding; RNA polymerase II general transcription initiation factor activity. The coding region runs from base 63 to 5066 and encodes 1667 amino acids. The transcript is spliced from 33 exons. Gene Ontology annotation, cellular component: transcription factor TFIID complex. NCBI's taxonomy places the organism in Eukaryota, Metazoa, Chordata, Lepidosauria, Squamata, Sphaerodactylidae. The record is from RefSeq and is a predicted model, not a curated record.
UCCGCUUCCGGGAUAAACACGGCGGUGGCGAUUUCUGUGACCCGCUGUGGUCCGGCUUGACAAUGUCUGACUCUGACAGCGAGGAGGAGGAGGCGGGGGACGGCUGCGACGAGCGACGGCCCACUCCGUUCUCCUUGGCUGGCUUCCUCUUUGGCAAUAUCAAUGAGCAGGGGCAGUUGGAAGGCGAGGGGCUGCUCGACCAGGAAUCAAAAAAGCAUUUGGCAGGGCUUGGAGCGCUAGGUCUGGGGAGCCUUAUCACUGAGAUCACAGCUAGUGAAGAUGACUCCUCUGAGACAGAUGGAACCCAGCUGGAUGAGGAAGGCUGGGUUAAGAGCACCGAGGACGCUGUUGAUUAUUCUGAUAUUAACGAGGUGGCUGAAGAUGAGAGCCGCAGGUACCGGCAGGCAAUGGGCAACCUUCAGCCAGUUCAAAGGACAGAUAAUGAUGACGAUGAUGAUUAUGAUGCUGACUCUGAAGACAUUGAUGCCAAGCUGAUGCCUCCCCCACCCCCACCUCCAGUCCCACUGAAAAAAGAGGAUGAAAAGGAUCCACCUGGCUCUGGGUCUGAAGAUGGAGAUGGGAUCAUUCUACCCUCCAUUAUUGCUCCUUCCUCUGCUGCCUCCGAGAAGAUGGAUUUCAGCAGUUCCUCUGAUUCCGAAUCAGAGUCUGGAUCCCAGGAAGCCAGACAGGGAGAGUCCAAGGAAGGCAAACUCACUUUGCCGCUGGCAGGAAUCAUGCAGCGAGAUGCUACCAAGCAGCUGCCUAGCGUUACUGAUCUCUUCCCUGAGUUCCGGCCUGGCAAGGUACUGCGCUUUCUGCGUCUCUUUGGCCCUGGGAAAAAUGUCCCAUCUGUCUGGCGUAGUGCCCGAAGGAAGCGUAAAAAGAAGCAUCGGGAGUUAACUCAAGAUGUGCAAAUCCAGGAGGGAGAAGCCACAACUGAGGCAGGGGUGGAAGGCAAAUCUCCCUGGGAAUACGAGUUUGCUCCUCCUCCACCUCCAGAACAGUGCCUUUCAGAUGAUGAGAUCACCAUGAUGGCACCUGUGGAAUCCAAGUUCUCUCAGUCUACUGGAGACGCAGAUAAAGUUGCAGAUACUAGGCCUAAGGUGGCUGAAUGGCGCUAUGGGCCUGCCCAGCUCUGGUAUGACAUGUUGGGCAUCCCUGAAGAUGGCAGUGGUUUUGAUUAUGGUUUCAAGCGGAAAGAGCCAAAUGAGGAGGAGGAGCCUGUGGGCACUGAGGCUGAGAAGGAUGAAUUGCUGGCAGACGAACACUUCCUCAUGGUUACCCAGUUGCAGUGGGAAGAUGAUGUAAUCUGGAACGGAGAGGACAUCAAGCACAAGGGGACCAAAACGCAGCGAGCGAGUCUGGCAGGUUGGCUGCCCUCCAGCAUGACCAGGAAUGCAACUGCUUACAAUGCUCAGCAAGGGCUGAACCGCAGUGGCUCCCUGCUCAACUUGCCUGUUCCUCUGGUCCAGAAGCCCAGCGUGGCAGCAGUCUUGGGCCUUGCCAAGGGCAAAGAGAAGCAGCUCCCUGAACAGCAAGUGUCUCUGGAUGACGAUAAGCCGUGGUUCUCUAUCUUCCCCAUUGAUAAUGAAGAGCUGGUCUACGGCCGUUGGGAAGACAACAUCAUCUGGGAUGAUGAGGCAAUGGAGACAGUCUUGGUACCACCAGUUCUGACCCUUGAUCCUAAUGAUGAAAAUAUUAUCCUGGAAAUUCCUGUUGAGAAGGAAGAGAUGACCUUGAACUCUCCUUCCAAGGAGAACAAGAAAGAAUCUUCUCUGAAGAAGAGCCGGAUCCUUUUGGGCAAAACCGGAGUAAUUAAGGAAGAGCCUCAACAGAAUAUGUCUCAGCCGGAGGUGAAGGACCCCUGGAAUCUCUCCAAUGAUGAAUUUUACUAUCCCAAGCAGCAGGGGCUUCGAGGAACCUUUGGAGGCAACAUCAUCCAGCACUCCAUCCCUGCAGUGGAGCUUCGUCAGCCCUUCUUCCCCACCCAUAUGGGCCCAAUGAAGUUGCGCCAGUUCCAUCGUCCUCCCUUAAAGAAAUAUUCCUUUGGAGCCUUGUCCCAGCCUGGUGCCCAUGCAGUGCAGCCGCUACUGAAGCACAUCAAGAAGAAAGCCAAGAUGAGAGAACAGGAGCGGCAGGCUUCUGGAGGUGGGGAGAUGUUCUUCAUGCGUACCCCCCAGGACCUCACUGGUAAGGAUGGGGACCUUAUCCUGGCGGAAUACAGUGAGGAGAAUGCCCCCCUGAUGAUGCAGGUGGGGAUGGCAACCAAAAUCAAGAACUACUACAAACGGAAGCCGGGCAAAGAUCCUGGGGCCCCAGACUGUAAAUAUGGGGAGACUGUGUACUGCCAUACCUCUCCCUUUUUAGGCUCUCUCCACCCAGGCCAGCUGCUUCAGGCGUUUGAAAACAAUCUCUUCCGGGCACCAAUCUAUCUGCACAAGAUGCCUGAAACAGACUUCCUAAUUAUCAGGACACGGCAAGGGUAUUACAUCCGAGAACUGGUGGAUAUCUUUGUGGUUGGCCAGGAAUGUUGUCUCUUUGAAGUUCCUGGUCCCAAUUCCAAACGAGCCAAUACUCACAUUCGAGACUUCCUGCAGGUCUUCAUCUAUCGCUUGUUCUGGAAGAGCAGGGAUCGACCCCGGAGGAUUCGCAUGGAGGACAUCAAGAAGGCUUUCCCUUCCCACUCAGAAAGUAGUAUUCGGAAGCGGCUGAAGCUCUGUGCAGACUUCAAACGUACGGGAAUGGACUCCAACUGGUGGGUUCUGAAGCCAGACUUCCGCUUGCCAACUGAAGAGGAGAUUCGAGCUAUGGUGUCACCGGAGCAGUGCUGUGCCUAUUACAGCAUGAUCUCAGCAGAGCAGCGCUUAAAGGAUGCAGGGUACGGGGAGAAAUCCUUUUUUGCACCAGAAGAAGAGAACGAGGAAGAUUUCCAGAUGAAGAUAGAUGACGAGGUGCGUACAGCUCCUUGGAACACCACUCGGGCCUUCAUAGCAGCAAUGAAAGGCAAAUGUCUCCUGGAAGUGACUGGAGUCGCAGAUCCCACUGGGUGCGGAGAAGGAUUUUCCUAUGUAAAGAUCCCCAACAAGCCAACACAACAAAAGCAAGAUGAUAAGGAGCCACAACCCGUUAAGAAGACGGUGACUGGAACGGAUGCUGAUCUUCGGCGCCUGUCUCUCAAAAAUGCAAAACAGCUUCUUCGCAAGUUUGGAGUACCUGAAGAGGAGAUUAAGAAACUUUCCCGCUGGGAGGUGAUUGAUGUCGUCCGCACUAUGUCCACAGAGCAGGCUCGGUCAGGUGAGGGGCCUAUGAGCAAAUUUGCCCGUGGGUCCCGUUUCUCUGUGGCAGAACACCAGGAGAGGUACAAAGAGGAGUGCCAGCGCAUCUUUGACUUACAAAACAAGGUUCUGGAAUCGACUGAGAUCUUAUCAACUGACACGGACAGCAGCUCUGCCGAGGACAGUGACUUUGAGGAGAUGGGGAAGAAUAUAGAAAACAUGCUUCAGAACAAGAAAACCAGCUCUCAACUGUCCCGGGAGAGGGAGGAGCAAGAGAGGAAGGAGCUACAGCGGAUGCUUCUUGGAGAAGACAGUGGCAAUGACAAGGAAAGGACCAAGAAGGACAGAAGGGACAAGAAAGGGUUGUCAUCUACUCCGAACAACAAGGACGAUGACACAGCCUCAGUGACCAGCCUCAACUCCUCUGCCACUGGUCGGCGUCUGAAAAUCUACCGCACGUUUCGCGAUGAAGAUGGGAAGGAAUAUGUAAGAUGCGAGACCGUCCGCAAGCCCUCAGUCAUUGAUGCCUACAGCAGGAUACGGACCACUAAAGAUGAAGAGUUCAUCAAGCUGACAUCCCCAGAUGGCUUGAUCAGUAUACAUUCACUCUGUAAGAGCUGGUUCUUAAUUACCUCCUUUUCUGCUCUUAUUUGCUUUCAGUCUUGGCCCUUUCAUCAUCCUGUUAAUAAAAAAUUUGUGCCAGAUUACCACAAAGUCAUCGUGAGCCCAAUGGAUCUGGAGACAAUUCGCAAGAAUAUCUCUAAACACAAAUAUCAGAACCGAGAAAUUUUUCUGGAUGAUGUGAACCUGGUCCUUGCCAACAGUAUCAAAUACAAUGGGCCUGACAGCCAGUACACAAAAACAGCUCAAGAAAUAGUAAAUAUUUGUUACCAGACCCUAGCAGAGUAUGAUGAGCAUUUGACACAGCUUGAGAGGGAUAUCUCUACUGCAAAAGAAGCAGCUUUGGAGGAGGCAGAUCUGGAGAGCCUGGACCCCAUGACACCUGGACCCUAUACCCCUCAGCCGCCAGAUCUGUAUGACACCAAUACCUCUCUCAGCAUGUCCCGUGAUGCCUCAGUCUAUCAAGAUGAGAGCAAUUUGUCUGCUAUGGACACUCCCACUACCACCCCUGAGAAGCGGGGAAUGCAGAUGCGGCAGGGCCGAGGUAGGCUGGGCGAGGAAGACUCUGACGUAGAUAUUGAAGGGUUUGAUGAGGAUGAGGAUGGGAAGCCUAAGACUCCAGCCCCAGAAGUGGAAGAUGGAGAUGGAGACCUUGCAGAUGAAGAAGAGGGCUCAGCACAGCAGCCACAAGCCAGUGUGCUUUAUGAAGACUUGCUCAUGUCAGAUGGAGAAGAUGACGAUGGCAGUGAUGAAGAAGGGGAUAACCCUUUCUCAUCCAUUCAGCUUAGUGAAAGUGGGAGUGAUUCAGACGUGGAAUCCAGUGCAAUGAGACCCAAGCAGCCUCAUGUCCUUCAAGAAAAUACACGGAUGGGCAUGGAUAAUGAAGAGAGUAUGAUGUCCUAUGAAGGAACUGGAGGAGAGACUUCACAUAAUUUGGAGGAUAGCAAUGCCAGUUAUGGCAGUUAUGAAGAACCAGAUCCAAAGUCUAACACCCGAGAUACCAGUUUCAGCAGCAUUGGGGGUUAUGAGAUCUCUGAAGAGGAAGAAGAGGAGGAAGAACAGCGGUGUGGUCCAAGUGUAUUGAGUCAAGUUCAUCUUUCAGAGGAUGAGGAAGAUAGUGAGGACUUUCAUUCCAUUGCAGGAGACAGUGAUUUGGAUUCCGAUGAAUGAGCUCAUCAGUGAAUGGAAAUAAAGUCUGCAGCCCAUCUAAGGGUUAAAUUUUUCUAUUCAGGACAAACAGUGCUGCUAAUCAGAGACUUCUUGUUCAUUCUUCAUUUUUAUUGUGUUCAUGUGUAUUGCAAGUGAAUGUAAAGUGAAUGAGAUGACUUGACAUGGAGGGCAUCUUGCUGAAGGUAUAAUUUCACCACUAAAUGCAACAUCGAUGUAUGAGUGAUGUAGCUUUUUGUUCUUAUCAGCUAAAAAUGAUGCAACCAUGAUCAGCUCUCAACAGCUGUUUUGUAUAGUGAUACUAAUACUACUUGCCUAUGAAGUUUUUUUGCUUCCCAUUGUGACUUAUGGGCUUUUGUUUACAUCUGUUGAAGCACUUGACCCAAAUGUGAUUAAACUUGUUUUUACAUAGCCAA